Tinamus guttatus (white-throated tinamou) is the source of this 504-nucleotide messenger RNA. Lineage: Eukaryota; Metazoa; Chordata; Aves; Tinamiformes; Tinamidae. The record is from RefSeq and is a predicted model, not a curated record.
GUGUUGCUGACUCUACCCGAGCUCUACCGUGUUAACUACUUCCACCUCUCCUCCAGGCCACUGCUCAUGCUGGAGCAGCUCCUCAUGAAUAUGAAAGUGGACUGGGUAGCUGUGGCUGUGCAGACACUACACCAGCUCUUAGCUGGACAGGAAAUUGGUUUUGCUGUAGAAGAUAUUGAUAACUUGCUCUCCAAGUAUGCAGAAAAAGCCCUUGACUUCCCUUUCGCAUUAAAAGAAAAGAGAUCAGAUUCUGUCAUACGUAUCCAAGAGAGUCUCAGUCAAAUAUUGGAGUGUGAAGCACUGUCUAAAUCAGCAUCACCAGAACCAUCUUAUGCCAGCUUUAGUGGCAUUACUACGUCUGCAAGUUCCAGAGAUAGAAGCCUGCAGCAGAAUUUGCCUCCUCAAGAAUUUGUACCACCUGAGAAGCCACCACCAAAACAGCAAUGGAUACCCGAUGACACUGAAAUGAUCUGUAUGGUCUGCAAAACUGAACGCUUUACUAUG